Lodderomyces theae is the source of this 1254-nucleotide messenger RNA. Its product is annotated as pyridoxal-phosphate-dependent aminotransferase family protein. Lineage: Eukaryota; Fungi; Ascomycota; Pichiomycetes; Serinales; Debaryomycetaceae. Gene Ontology annotation, cellular component: peroxisome. Gene Ontology annotation, molecular function: L-alanine:glyoxylate transaminase activity; L-serine:pyruvate transaminase activity. The record is from RefSeq and is a predicted model, not a curated record. The transcript has a single exon. The coding region runs from base 1 to 1254 and encodes 417 amino acids.
AUGUUGACGAGUUUGUUCAAAGCACCAAAAUUUAUCACCACUACUAGAUCUAUUACUCAAUUAGUCAAGUAUCGUCCAUUUCAAUCCACUACAUUCACAAAAAUGCCAGCUCCUUUCCAAUACAAACAACCAGAACACAGAUUGACUUUGAUUCCAGGUCCAAUUGAAUUCAGCGACGAUGUGUUGGCAUCUAUGGCUGUGCCUUCACAAGCUCACACUUCACCCGACUUCAUCUACACUUUUCAAUACGUGCUUCAAAACUUGCGCAAGUUGUUCAAGUCUACAGAUGCAAACACCCAGGGUUAUGUGUUGAGUGGAUCGGGUACUUUGGGCUGGGACAUUGCUGCUACAAACAUUAUUGAACCAGGUGAAAAAGUUCUUGUUUUGUCAACGGGGUUCUUUUCCGACUCAUUUGCUGAAUGUUUGAAGGUUUACGGUGCAGAUGUCGAUGUAAUCACUGCUGAUAUUGGAGAUGUUGUUCCAUUGGACAAGGUCAAGGAACAAUUGCAAAAGGAAAAGUAUGCUGCUAUUACCAUAACCCACGUUGACACUUCAACUUCGGUUGUCAGUGAUGUCGAGGCAAUUAGCAAAGUUGUCAAGCAAGUGUCUCCAGAAACUUUAAUCAUUGUUGAUGGUGUUUGUUCAGUUGGUGUUGAAAAUAUUGAGUUUGACAAAUGGGGGUUGGACUUUGUCUUGACAGCUUCGCAAAAGGCCAUUGGAGUCCCAGCCGGUUUGGCAAUUUUUUACGCUAGUGAGCGUGCAUUGUCCAAAGCUUUGAAUAAGGAGAAGGACACAACUUUCUUUGCCAGCUUGAAAAGAUGGACACCCAUCAUGAAGGCUUACGAAGGUGGAUCUGGUGCAUACUUUGCCACACCUGCAGUUCAAACCAUCACCGCUUUAAAGACCUCAUUGGAGGAAAUCUUUGCAGAGGGCUUGGACAAGAGAUUUGCCACACAAGCUAAGAAAUCCGACGAGUUCAAGGCCAAGGUUAAGGAGUUGGGAUUGACCAUUUUGCCCAAGAACAAUAAUGUUGCCGCACAUGGAUUGACCGCUGUAUACUUUCCUGAGGAUAUCAAUGGACCUGAUUUGUUGAAGAAGUUGGGUGAGAAGGGCUACACUGUUGCCGGUGGUAUUCACAAGAAGUUGGUGGGUAAGUACUUCCGUGUUGGUCAUAUGGGUUAUUCAGUUUAUGCUGGUCAUAUCGAUAGUUUUGAAAAGGCUUUGGAAGAAAGCUUGAAAGAAUUGAAACAGUAA